AUGCGUGGCGAGGCGGGCGCGUUGCCCGCAUGGACUAACAUGGCGUGCAUCGGUCAGUGCUACCCGCACCAGCACCAUUUUCCCGGCUCUGUGGAGGAGGUUGUGGCGUUGAUGCGGCGGCUGCGGCAGACGGGUGAGCGAUGUCGCGUUGCCCGGUGCGCGAAGAGCCCGAAUUCCUGCACCUUCACCGAUGCCCACCUCAUCCACACAGACCGCCUCAACCGCAUCCUUUCCGUGGAUGUCGAGCGGCAGCGAAUUGUCUGUGAAGGCGGGGCGUUGCUGCGGGACGUCUUUGAGAAGUUGAGUGAACACGACCUCAUGCUUCGGUGCGUGCCGUCGUACGUGCUCACGACGGUUGCCGGAGCCAUCGCUACGGCGACGCACGGCAGUGGCAGCAAAACGCGAAGCCUCUCCGACUACGUUGUUAGCAUCGUGCUGGUUGACGGCAGCGGUGAACUUCACACGUUUGAUGCCUCAACUCCCAAGGAGCUUUCCCUGGCGGCCUGCCACCUCGGCAUGCUUGGCGUGGUGGUGCAGGUGACGUUGCAAGCAGAGAGGAAGCGCAUGUGGCGCCUCCGCAGCUCCCCUGUCCCACUCCACACGUUAACGGAGGGAGCGACGCUCGAGCGACGCGUCUCCGACUCUGCGUUUUAUCGCUUCUUUUGGAUGCCCAACACGGACUCUUGCUACGAGUCCAUCGGCACAUGCGUGGAGGCGGCUGCGACGGGGCCUGCGAAGGAGGCUGUUCUCUGUGCCACAACGACUCCCGCAUCCGCAUCGCGGAGACUAACUCAGCUGUUGAAGGCUGCGCAGCACCCACGCGGGGCACCCUUGAACUACCAAGACUGGCUGGAGCUGCAGAAGCAUCCACGCACCCGGCUCUGUAAGGCUCUCAAGGGAAAUUGGCUACGACACGGUGUGGUUGAAGCGGCCCUCGCUGCCGCGACUGCAUUCCCACGGAUACAGCCAUACAUCAACCGCGCCUACAACAAAGUCUACUACUCUGCGCCAGAGGUGCUGUAUGGAACUCCACUUGAGUGUUUCACGUUUGACUGCCUCUUUAAGCAAUGGGCGUGCGAAUGGGCCAUUGAUGCCAGCAAAGCCAUUGAGGCAUUUCGAGUGCUUCGUGAACUUAUUGCGUCGGAGCACCUGAGCGUACAUUUUCCCGUUGAAUUCCGUUUUACAGACGCCGAUAAAACUGCACUUUCACCCGCGUUUGGUCGAAAGACAUGCUGGAUUGGUAUCGUCAUGUAUCGGCCAUAUCUGCGCUACGCAAGGGACACGAUGCGGUACUAUCAGGCAUUCAGCGAUGCCAUGACGGCGCUGGGCGGCAGGCCACACUGGGCGAAGUACUACACCUGGGGACCGUCACAGUUAAAAGAGGCAUACGGGCAGAACUGGGAAGACUUUUUGCGGCUCCGCCAGAAACUUGAUCCCGGCGAUUUGUUUGUAAAUGGCUGGUGGAAGAGUUUGAGCGGGCAGGGGCCGGUGUUCAACAGCACCAUCAGUCGUUUGUGA
Trypanosoma conorhini is the source of this 1518-nucleotide messenger RNA. RefSeq names its product putative L-gulonolactone oxidase. The transcript has a single exon. Gene Ontology annotation, molecular function: D-arabinono-1,4-lactone oxidase activity; FAD binding. NCBI's taxonomy places the organism in Eukaryota, Euglenozoa, Kinetoplastea, Trypanosomatida, Trypanosomatidae. The coding region runs from base 1 to 1518 and encodes 505 amino acids. Gene Ontology annotation, cellular component: membrane. The record is from RefSeq and is a predicted model, not a curated record.